This is a messenger RNA of Sebastes umbrosus (honeycomb rockfish), 3505 nucleotides long. RefSeq lists its product as uncharacterized. Gene Ontology annotation, molecular function: DNA-binding transcription factor activity, RNA polymerase II-specific; RNA polymerase II cis-regulatory region sequence-specific DNA binding. Gene Ontology annotation, biological process: regulation of DNA-templated transcription. The transcript is spliced from 2 exons. The coding region runs from base 315 to 2210 and encodes 631 amino acids. The record is from RefSeq and is a predicted model, not a curated record. NCBI's taxonomy places the organism in Eukaryota, Metazoa, Chordata, Actinopteri, Perciformes, Sebastidae.
UUUGCGCCGUGCGUCAUGACGUCAUAGCUACACCAUUUUAAUAUGCUCUGCGAUGGCUCGGACAGCUCCGGCCUGCAGCGACAAACCGAGCAGUACUGACGGACUCCUGACUAUAACAUCCACUGUAGAGAUGUACCAGCUUGUGUGGUGCUGAUACAACAUGGAAAACCUUAGGAGAGGGAUGGACAUUCAGCUCGCAAGGACCUCAUUUUAGGACCAGUGUGUUGAGAGAGUGGACACACUGAUUCUCACAUGGAAACCGAUUGCGUGGGUGUCUGGAUAAAGUUUCACUCAUACUUGCAGAUUGAAAAGUGAUGCCAUCAGCACAUCGCCAAAAUAGUUUCAUCAUGGAAAAGCAGAAAUCAGUGAAUACUGUUGCUUCAACGCAUUUGGGUGGAGAAUCAAGUACCUUCAUCUGCACUGAGUGUGGUGAUGGGUUCAGUCAGUACUCUAAUGUGUUGGCCCACAUGGCCAUUCAUGGACCUUUGGAGUCAUUUUCCUUAGAUGGCUCAUCCAAUGGAUUUGAAAUCCCGCGGGAAUAUGUGCUACAAGAAAAUGGCACACUGACAGUUGUGAAUGGCUUGGAGUCACAUUCCUCUGUAAAACCAGUAUCUCCUGGAGUCCUGCCAUCGCAUUUCCCAACCCCUAUCAAACCAGUGUCUCCAACUCUAAGGCCUCAGCCUUCACCUUACAGAGAUGUGUUCAGGCCAAGGCCAUCAGACUUGAACUUGGAGAAGUCUCGCCAGGGAAAUUACCGUUGUGAAAUAUGUAGCAGAUCAUUUAACAGCCUGCAGAGUUUACAUCGUCACCAGCAGUAUAGAAACACAGAGCGAGGUUACAAGUGCACUUUGUGCUGUAAGAUCUUUGAGGGUAGACAGGACCUUAAGAAUCACCUCCAAGACCAUGCCAAUGAGAGGUUUCACUGCUGUAGUCAUUGUGGUAAGCGAUUCCUUAAAGUGGAUGCACUUAAUGCUCACCAAAAAGAAAAUCACCUCGUUGCCAAGGCUACAGCUUUGGGUAAUUCUGUGAAUAAGCAGGAAAAGAAGAUUGAGAAAACAUAUCCUUGUAGGAAGUGCAAGUGUAAUUUUUUCUGGAUGUCAGAUUUUCAGACACAUUCACUGCACCUUUGCAAAGGAAAAGAGGCUGAUGCUACUUUGGCAUCUGAAAUUGAAAUUGAAGUGAACUCUAAAGAAGACGCGCCACUUGAAAACCGCUACAGUAACGGCACAUCUAUUGAUGUUAAGAAUGGGCAUAGUAAAGCCAUUCUUGACUUCUCUCCCACACCGUACAGAUGUGGUUUAUGUGGUGAUCGUUUCCAAAGGUUAGCAGCUCUGAAGGAGCAUCAUCUCACACAUCAAACUCAGGAGGAAAUAGAUCAGCAGAAUCAAGAAUCACAAAGAACCUUUAAGCGAAGAAUGCCACCUAAAGGUAGACGUAGAAGAACAAGUAAUCCAAAUGGCAAGCUGCAUCCUUGCAAGCACUGUCAUCGCGUCUUUAAUCAUUCUAGUAGUUUAUCUCGGCACAUGAGAUACCAUAAGGGUACUAUGCAUACAUGCGUAUUUUGUGGUAGACAUUUUCCACAGCGCUGUGAUCUGAGAAGGCAUAUAGCCAUGUACCACAAAACUGAAAUAGAAAAGAAACCAGGUUUGAAACACUUCAACACAAAUCCACAAAAUGGGCCUUCUCCCAAUUCUCUUAAUGGGGACACAAACUCUCCUGACGAGAAAAGCAAGAGCUCCUCUGACAAUGAACAAACGGCAUCACCAGAGCAAUAUCCAAAGGGGAAACAAUCGGGAAAAGCGGGUCGAGUUAACUACAAGUGUCAGGAAUGUGGAAAGAGAUUUGGGCUCUUGUGUGUGUACCAACGGCACUUGCGCUAUCACAAAAAGGAGCCUAAUAAGUGCCCGAGGUGUCCAGCUCAAUUCAAGAACUCUUCAUCCCUUGAGCUUCACCUUCAAAAUCACCCAAGCACAGGAGAACCAAAUGAUGAUGUUGGACAAGCAUCUCACGACACUGGUUCCAGUGGGGACCCUGCCUUAGAAAAGGGAAAUGCAGAGGACAUAGAGGAUGACUAUAUGGACCAUACUCCAAAUGAUAAAGGAAAUUCUUCAGAGGUUCUUUACGAAUGCACUGAGUGCACUGAGACAUUCUCAUGCUUGGACACGUUUCUUCAGCACCAGACUUCUCAUGGCUCAGAAAACAAUGGGUAACUAUCAUGUCAGAUCCACUAGUUAUUGUUAUUGCCAACAAUCAAGCUCUCAGUAGUUGAGUGUUUUUUGAUUCUUUCGAAUGCAAGUAUUUGAAGACCUGUAUAUUGAUGUAAAGUUUGUAAUGUUUUUUUUAUAUAUAUAUACAUAACUACUUUUAUACACUUUUUUUGGCAUGUGGAGAAAAAUUCUCUGUAUUGGUGAAUUUCAGAGAACUGUGGGAACCAGGAAGUAAGGCUUGGGUGAGCAUACCAAAACAGCAUAUGUCUGUCAUUGAUAAAUUGCAAAUUUGAACCUGGUAUUCUCCCACAGGCUACAGGUGUGGUUAACUUGAUGUCCCACCAAUUUGUUGUCUAGCUAGGAUGAAUAUGCUGUUUUCUAAUGUUUUUUUGAAUAACUACUUUUAUACACUUUUUUUCUUUGGCAUGAGGAGAAAAGUUCUGUUUAAUGAUGAAUUUCAGAAACCAAUGGGAAUCAGGAAAUAAGGCUUGGGUGGGGGCAUACCAAAUUAAUUUUGAAUUAAAUUCAAAAUUUCCAUAACAACAUAUGUCUGACAUCGGUAAAUUGCAAGUUUAAUAGUAUUCUCCAACAGGCUACCGGUGUAGUUAGCUUGAUGUCCCACCAAUUGUUGACUAGCUAGGAUGAAUAUGUAGCUUCAUUGUAUUUUUAGUGGCUACCAAUGCUGUUAUUGUCAAUCACAUUGCCUCAUUUUUCAUCAUGUUUUACUUGCAAGUAUGUGAUUUUUGAAAUUAUCUUAAAUAUGUAUGUAUAUGUAUGUCUUCCUUUUUGAAAGGGUAGCAUCGUCAUGAGUGGAUUUUUAAUUGUGCCAUUAAAGUUGUACAGAGAAAUUACUUUAUCUGCCAUCAGUUUUGCUUUGACUCCCUUUUUGCUGUUAUCAGGCAGUAAGAAAACCUCAUUGACAUUUUUUUUUUUCCUCCUACAUGUAAUUUAGGUGUCUUAUUUUAUAUUUUUAUUGAAUUGUACAGCAAAUUAAUGGCAACUGCACAGAUUGAAAUUCUUAUGUUGGUUGUGGAUCAGAAAUGUUGGCAAAUGUAUAAGCUACUCCAUUUCAAAGAUACUUGACACGGUUCUUGUGAUUUUGUGACACUUGCAUGCAAUUCAUAGGAAACCAUUCCUGUGAUUGGUUCAAUAUUGGUUCUUGUGGCCUCUAUCGAAAAUAACUGUUUUGUUACUGCGCUUUCCGUAUUACUAAUGCAGUAACAGCCACGUCAUCUUAACUUUGUCGCAGAGUCUGAGCUUUGUGUUUCUCUUUCUAUUAAAUACAUUAAACAAUUGAA